Molecule: messenger RNA, 7906 nt
Organism: Eptesicus fuscus (big brown bat)
Lineage: Eukaryota; Metazoa; Chordata; Mammalia; Chiroptera; Vespertilionidae
Gene: HIPK1
Product: homeodomain interacting protein kinase 1
Exons: 16
Coding region: 114-3743 (1209 amino acids)
Biological process (GO): peptidyl-threonine phosphorylation; intrinsic apoptotic signaling pathway in response to DNA damage by p53 class mediator; smoothened signaling pathway
Cellular component (GO): PML body; cytoplasm; nucleus
Molecular function (GO): protein tyrosine kinase activity; protein serine/threonine kinase activity; ATP binding
Source: RefSeq, a predicted model, not a curated record
CCGGCGCGCGCGGGGGGUAUGAUGACCCGGCGGCGGGGCCCCGGAUCCUGUCUCCUCCGCCGCCUCCUCACGGCAGCCCCAGCUCGCGGCUGAGAACCAGACACACCGGCGGUAUGGCAUCACAGCUGCAGUUUUCCCCCCCAUCAGUGUCGUCGAGUGCCUUCUGCAGUGCGAAGAAACUGAAGAUAGAGCCCUCUGGCUGGGAUGUUUCUGGACAGAGCAGCAACGACAAAUACUAUACCCACAGCAAAACCCUCCCAGCCACACAAGGGCAAGCCAACUCCUCUCACCAGGUAGCAAACUUCAACAUCCCCGCCUAUGACCAGGGCCUUCUCCUCCCAGCCCCUGCCGUGGAGCACAUUGUUGUCACGGCCGCUGACAGCUCAGCCAGUGCGGCCACAUCAACCUUCCAAAGCAGCCAGACCCUGACGCACAGGAGCAACGUUUCUCUGCUGGAGCCAUAUCAAAAAUGCGGACUGAAAAGAAAAAGUGAGGAAGUCGACAGCAACGGUAGCGUGCAGAUCAUCGAAGAACAUCCCCCUCUCAUGCUGCAAAACAGGACUGUGGUGGGUGCUGCUGCCACGACCACCACGGUGACCACGAAGAGUAGCAGUUCCAGCGGAGAAGGGGAUUACCAGCUGGUCCAGCAUGAGAUCCUUUGCUCGAUGACCAACAGCUAUGAAGUCCUGGAGUUCCUCGGCCGGGGGACAUUCGGACAGGUGGCGAAGUGCUGGAAGCGGAGCACCAAGGAAAUCGUGGCCAUCAAAAUCCUGAAGAACCACCCCUCCUACGCCAGACAAGGACAGAUCGAAGUGAGCAUCCUUUCCCGCCUAAGCAGUGAAAAUGCCGACGAGUAUAAUUUUGUCCGUUCUUACGAGUGCUUUCAGCAUAAGAAUCACACCUGCCUUGUGUUUGAGAUGCUGGAGCAGAACUUGUAUGAUUUUCUAAAGCAGAACAAGUUUAGUCCACUGCCACUCAAGUACAUCAGACCCAUCCUGCAGCAGGUGGCCACAGCCCUGAUGAAGCUCAAGAGCCUUGGUCUGAUCCACGCCGACCUUAAGCCAGAAAACAUAAUGCUGGUCGAUCCAGUGCGCCAACCCUACCGAGUGAAGGUCAUUGACUUUGGUUCUGCCAGUCACGUUUCCAAGGCUGUGUGCUCAACCUACUUACAGUCACGCUACUACAGAGCCCCUGAAAUUAUUCUUGGAUUGCCAUUUUGUGAAGCUAUUGAUAUGUGGUCCCUGGGCUGUGUGAUAGCUGAGCUGUUCCUGGGAUGGCCUCUUUAUCCUGGUGCUUCGGAAUACGACCAGAUUCGUUACAUUUCACAAACACAAGGUCUGCCAGCUGAAUAUCUUCUCAGUGCCGGGACCAAAACCACCAGGUUUUUCAACAGAGACCCUAAUCUGGGGUACCCACUGUGGAGGCUCAAGACACCUGAAGAACAUGAAUUGGAAACUGGAAUCAAAUCAAAAGAAGCUCGAAAGUACAUUUUUAACUGUUUAGAUGACAUGGCACAGGUGAACAUGUCCACAGACUUAGAAGGAACAGACAUGUUGGCAGAGAAGGCGGAUCGCAGAGAAUACAUUGAUCUGUUAAAAAAAAUGCUAACAAUUGAUGCAGACAAGAGAAUUACUCCUCUGAAAACUCUUAACCAUCAGUUUGUAACAAUGACUCACCUUCUGGAUUUUCCACAUAGCAAUCAUGUUAAGUCUUGUUUUCAGAACAUGGAGAUCUGCAAGCGGAGGGUUCACAUGUAUGAUACAGUGAGUCAGAUCAAGAGUCCCUUCACGACGCACGUGGCCCCAAAUACAAGCACAAACCUAACCAUGAGCUUCAGCAACCAGCUUAAUACAGUGCACAAUCAGGCCAGUGUUUUAGCUUCCAGCUCCACUGCAGCAGCUGCUACUCUGUCUCUGGCUAACUCGGAUGUCUCACUGCUGAACUACCAGUCGGCUCUGUACCCGUCGUCUGCCGCCCCAGUGCCUGGAGUGGCCCAGCAGGGCGUUUCCUUGCAGCCUGGAACCACCCAGAUUUGCACUCAGACAGAUCCAUUCCAACAAACCUUUAUAGUAUGUCCACCUGCUUUUCAAACUGGACUACAGGCAACGACAAAGCAUUCUGGGUUCCCUGUGAGGAUGGAUAACGCUGUGCCGAUUGUCCCCCAGGCGCCAGCGGCUCAGCCACUGCAGAUCCCGUCAGGCGUGCUCACGCAGGGAAGCUGUACACCACUAAUGGUAGCAACUCUCCACCCUCAAGUAGCCACCAUCACACCGCAGUAUGCGGUGCCCUUUACCCUGAGCUGCGCAGCCGGCCGGCCGGCGCUGGUUGAACAGACCGCUGCUGUACUGCAGGCUUGGCCCGGAGGAACCCAGCAGAUUCUCCUGCCUUCCACUUGGCAACAGCUGCCUGGGGUAGCUCUGCACAACUCUGUCCAGCCCACGGCAGUGAUCCCAGAGGCCAUGGGCGGAGGCCAGCAGCUCGCAGACUGGAGGAGUGCCCACUCGCAUGGCAGCCAGUACAGCACUGUCAUGCAGCCGCCGUCCUUGCUCACCAGCCAUGUGACACUGGCCACUGCGCAGCCCCUGAAUGUUGGCGUUGCCCAUGUCGUCAGACAACAGCAGUCCAGUUCCCUGCCUUCGAAGAAGAACAAGCAGUCGGCUCCAGCCUCCUCUAAGUCUUCUCUGGAUGUUCUGCCUUCUCAAGUCUAUUCCCUGGUUGGGAGCAGUCCCCUCCGAACCACAUCUUCCUAUAACUCCCUCGUCCCCGUCCAAGAUCAGCAUCAGCCAAUCAUCAUUCCAGACACUCCCAGCCCUCCUGUGAGUGUCAUCACGAUCCGCAGUGACACCGACGAGGAAGAGGACAACAAAUACAAGCCCAAUAGCUCUGGCCUGAAGGCAAGGUCCAAUGUCAUCAGCUACGUCACUGUCAACGACUCUCCCGACUCUGACUCUUCCCUGAGCAGCCCGUAUUCCACCGAGAACCUGAGCGCUCUCCGGGGCAAUAGCGGGCCCCUUCUGGAGGGGCCGGGCAGAGGCGUGGGCGACGGCCCUGGCACCCGCACCAUCAUUGUGCCUCCGCUGAAGACUCAGCUUGGUGACUGCACUGUAGCAGCCCAGGCCUCGGGUCUCCUGAGCACUAAGACCAAGCCUGUGGCCUCGGUGAGUGGGCAGUCCUCUGGAUGCUGUAUCACCCCCACCGGGUACCGAGCGCAGCGCGGGGGGACCAGCGCGGCACAGCCACUCAACCUCAGCCAGAACCAGCAGUCAUCGUCAGCUCCAACCUCGCAGGAGAGAAGCAGCAACCCUGCCCCCCGCAGACAGCAGGCGUUUGUGGCCCCGCUCUCCCAAGCCCCCUACGCCUUCCAGCAUGGCAGCCCGAUACACUCGACGGGGCACCCACACCUGGCCCCAGCCCCUGCUCACUUGCCAAGCCAGCCUCACCUGUAUACGUACGCUGCCCCCACCUCUGCUGCUGCACUGGGCUCCACCAGCUCCAUUGCUCAUCUCUUCUCCCCCCAGGGCUCCUCAAGGCACGCUGCAGCCUAUACCACCCACCCCAGCACUCUGGUGCACCAGGUCCCUGUCAGUGUGGGGCCCAGCCUCCUCACCUCUGCCAGUGUGGCCCCUGCUCAGUACCAACACCAGUUUGCCACCCAGUCCUACAUUGGCUCGUCCCGAGGCUCAACAAUUUACACUGGAUACCCACUGAGUCCUACCAAGAUCAGCCAGUAUUCCUACUUGUAGUUGGUGAGCGUGAGGGAGGAGGGGCCGUGGCUGCCCUCUCUGGCCCCGAGUUCUGCAGAAUGGCAGAAUGGGCUGUGCUCAGCUCCUCCCCUACUCUCUCCUGAAACUCCUUAGCCAGCCCCUCGCUCUGCAGGGCCCACUGACAGAAGGUUUUUCUCUGGGGAACCUGUCUCAGUGUUGACUGCAUUGUUGGAGUCUCCCAAGUCCGCCCGUUUUUAAUUCCUUAUUUUUGCGACAGCAGUCUGCUAUUUGGAAGAUUCAGAUGCCCAUCUUCUGCAGUGACCAAGGGAGAGAGGUCAUUCUGAAGUCACCCUUUGAAAAAUAUUUUCUCUCGGACUUUUGUUUCUAUAAAUGCUUUUAAAAACAAGUGAAGCCCCUCUUUAUUUAACUUUGUUUUAUUGUAGUUACUGGUCAGAGGAAAAAUGCCGAUAGAAGGACUUGGAGUCUGUUAGUGAGAGAAAAAAAAUCAUUGCUUUUUGCUUGUUUAAAAACCAAGACUUAAUUGCCUGUUUUAAGAGUAGCUUUCUCAAGUCCUUAUUUUUCUAUCAGGCACUUCUCCUCAGAAUUUUACUUUUGUCUGUGAGAUAUUUAAACUUAGAGUGUUUUAGUUUUGUUUUCAUGUCACAUUAUACUUAAUGGGCAAUUGUUAUUUCUGCAUAACUGGUUGUGUACUGCUCUGAAUGACUAUUGGGAUUCUCUCAUUGCUCUGUGUGUAUUACAAAGUCGUGUUCAAAAGGCCGCUCACCGUGUGCUGGUAACAGCGCGAGAACCCAUGCCUGCCCUGAAAACACAAAGCCCCACGUGUUCUUCUUAAACGAAGCACCGUGCAUUAUUUUGAAAUUAUUUUUUAAAAUGUCCUGAUUCAGCUCACAUUUUAUUAUGGAAAAGCCAUUGAGGUGGUUGCUAUUGUACGGUGGUGGUGGUUUUAUUAUAUGCAAAAUCUCUUUGUAGUAUGCGCUACUGGCAUUGAUGAGCUUCGCCUAAAGAUUAGUAAGUAUUUUCAAUAAUCCACCUCUCUCUCUCCUCCCCUCACCUCUCCCUCCUGUUCUCUGUGAUUGAUUUGGGGAGAAAGCGAAAGAAUCUGAGACCAGAUGAGAACAUUGUGUAUAGCUUUUAUACUUUAGACUAGCUUCCUUUGUAUGCCAGCAGCAGACUGAAUGCUCUCUUAUUAAGACUUACACAAUAAGUGCAUGUAGGAAUUGCAAAAAAUAUUUUAAAAAUUUAUUACUGAAUUUAAAAAUAUUUUAGAAGUUUUGUAAUGGUGGUGUUUUAAUAUUUUGCAUAAUUAAAUAUGUACAUAUUGAUUAGAAAAAUAUAAUAAGCAAUUUUUCCUGCUCUCCCAAGAUGUUAUUUGUAAUCAAAUGUGUAGUGAUUACACUUGAAUUGUGUAUUUCGUGUGUACCUGAUCCUCCAGUGUUACCCGGGAGAUGGAAUUGGUGUCUCCAUUGUAUUUAAACCAAAAUGAACUGCUCCUUGUUGGGAUGUAUGUGAACUAAUUGCGAUUCUGUUAGAGCAUAUCACUGUAGUGCUGAAGGCGCAGGGCGUCGCCUGCAGGAGCGGAGACCGUUGGAGUUGUUUUUGCACAGGUGUGUCUGGUGAGGACUUGUGCAGUGAGUGCCCCUCCCUUCCCCCUCUGCCCUCCCCUAUUGUAGUGCCUUAUAUGAUAAUGUAGUGGUUCUAGAGUUUACAGUGAGCUUGCCUUAGGAUGGACCAGCAAGCCCCCGUGGACCCUGAGCUGUUCCCCGGGUUUAUCAGAACAGGACUAGUAGCUGUGCUGUGUACAUGCGUUGUGCUCAGUUUCCCUGCCGACACGGAAACCUUCAAAUAGCAGCUUUCCUCCUCUCCCGCCGCCUCUGCCCCUUCCCAUCCCGGCGCCUCAGCCUCCUCUCUCAGAAGCACGUCCCCACGUGGCUCCCCACUGCGCGGCCACCUGCUCCUGUGAGCAUUCAGGGAGCAGGUGAGAGGAGUCAAGCCAGUAUUUAAUAUGCAUCGUUUCUUCUUUCCAAAAAGGAUGUGCAAUCACUUUGAGAAUGAGAUUCCCCCCUUUCCCCAUGUGGUAGUCCUUCCUGCAGAUAGCUGACAUUCCUAGUAAAAUAUUUGCUUGUUGAAAAACAUAUAUAACAGAUGUGUUUAUACCAAAGAGCCUGUUGUAUUGCUCCCCGUGUCCCCACACUACGAAGAGUCUCGUGGUGCCGCUGGUGGCAGCGAAGAAUCUUAGGAAAGUACCAAAGCCGUUGGGCUUUUGAGGUUCCUUUUUGCCAACUUGUAUAUUCUCGGGGCCCUUCCAACUGUGAAACUGCCCUUGUCCUCUCAGCUCCUGCAUGGAUCGGGGUCAAGUGGAGGGUACUGCGGAUGGGGAUGUUCCUGCCCAUAAAGAUUUUGGGGAAGAAGGUUAACCCUAAGGCACAGAAGUGUUCCAUCUGAAUUGAAAAGGACAGUUGAGGGGUACGUCUAGGACGGGUUCUUUGCGGAGAUGGCGUAGGGAGGUGCAGGGUGGAGAUGGGGGAUUUCAUGGAGCCCGGGCAGCCGGCCCUGCUCGGGGUGGAACACCGAGGAGCUGUCAAGGUGUUUGGAGUUUCUUCUUUGUGAGGAGUCUGGGCUUCCGGGAGGGCCAGUCAGGACAGCCUGCCGGGAAGGUGUCGGCGCUCUCUAUGCGUUUUCAUUAUCUUAAGUUGUGUGUUCAGCGCUCUACUGGUCAAGAUACCCAAGCAGUUAGUAUCGCUUCUGUCACUAGUGCGUUAAGUGUUCUGGUCGGCGUGUGUGGUCUCUGUGUCUCCUUUGUGCCAAGCCCACUCGGAGUUUCUUGCUUCAAAGGCAGAGCUAGUUUCUAAUGGAAACUUUUUUGUUCCUUUUCUUUACAAGGGAUAGGGAUUGUUGUUUUUGUAAAAAACAAGAUGCAGGAAAAACCACCACAAAACACUCCACUCCUGCCCCCAGUCCUGUAGGUUAGAUACCGUUUAAAGAUGCGGGAAAAGACGAUGCCAAGAUUUGUAUUGUUACCUUAAUCACCUUACUAGCAUUGUGCGGCUUUAGGGAUUUUAGAGCUUUUCAGCCAGUCUAUCAAUUGGCAUUUCAGAUUCACCCAGGUAAAAACCCACCUGUGUCUGCUGAAUGUAUAUGUGCUCCGUGUGGCUUUCAAUCCUGUCCCUGGGGCUUGAGCGGCUGGCGUGCGUCCGAGUGGCCUGGCCUCCGUCCGAGUGGCCUGGCCUCCGAGCAGGUUUAGGCUUUAGGCCCUCUCAGGAGUGCACUUCCGGCUUCUCCCCUUCCGGGUGAGAGAGCAGUGGGGAAGGGUUAAUUAAAUGCAGCCACUCUUGGCUCGUCAGGACACCUGAUCACUCUAGAGUUCUUAAUAGCCCCCAGGCGGUGAUCCUGCGGUCCGUGCUCAGCUCCCAGCCCCCCCUCGGAGUAAGCACUCCACAUCAGACGGUCUGCCAUCCACCAUCUUCCAGGAGAGGGGGUAGGCCUGAGGGCCCACAGCCAGGCAAGUACAGUCAGGGCGUUUUAUUCAGCAUUAUUAUGCAAAAACCCACUGGUUAGGGUGGUUUAAGUUAGGGAAUGAAGUUGCCUCCCAGUGACAGGAAUGGCCCAAGCCUGCUUCCUCUUUUGAUUUUGUUUUUAACUGAUGGAUGGUGCAGCAUGUCUUCAUGGUUGUUUGUUGCGUAACUUUAUAUAAUGUGUGGUUUUGAUUCAGCUUGGAAAAUAAUCUCACUACAUGUAGCAGUACAUUCUAUGUGCAUUCUAUGUAAUGUUAGUGUUUCUGCUUUGAAUCCUUGAUAUUGCAAUGGAAUUCCAACUUUAUUCAGUGUAUUGGAUAUGCUAGUUAUUGUGUGCGAUUUAAACUUUCGUUGCUUUCUCCCUUUUCUGGUCGUGCUCUCCCUUGGACAAUGAGCCUCUAGAAGCAGUUUCUGAGAAUUACUGAGCUAUGUUUGUAAUGCAGAUGUACUUAGGGAGUAUGUAAAAUAAUCAUUUUAACAAAAUAAAUAGAUAUUUAAAAUUUAAUACUAACUACGGGAAAAGGGUCCAUUGUGUAAAACAUAGUUUAUCUUUGGAUUCAAUGUUUGUCUUUGGUUUUACAAAGUAGCUUGUAUUUUCAGUAUUUUCUACAUAAUAUGGUAAAAUGUAGAGCAAUUGCCAUGCAUCAAUAAAAUGGGUAAAUUUUCUGA